AUGGGCCCUGAGUUCUAUAUUCCUGAAAAAGCCGAGGAGUGCUGGGCUGAAGACCCUGACAUGCUUGAAAAAGCAAAAUCAUACGGAAUUCAAGCUAGGAAGGUUGGUGAUAGCCUUGGAUGGUCAGCUGUGGGAAAUCAUGCCUGGAUCGACAAUGAAAUACCUCGCUGUGUCCUUAGAGUUUGCCUUUUCGAGUUAGAAGGAAGCUCUUUGCAAUCAAAAAAUCAGCCACAGCACUCUCAAUCCGCUCGCGACCUCCGCUUUUAUCUUAUGAAUUCUCGCGUCGACCAAAGCAGCUCGGAGAUGCAAAAGAGGCUAAUCAUUUUGGAGGAUAUUGAUCCAAGAUUCGCAGAAUUACUUGGAGUUAUGCUUGAAAUCCCCCCCGCGUUUUUCAUAUCUCACUACCACAGAGAUAUUAACCUGAGCAUAUUGGACAGAACAUAUGCCCAAACUAAAAAUUCGAAAUGCUGGAAGACCGCAAUUCCAAGGUGUUCGACUUUAAAUCCCUUAAAAGACGAUUUUGAGGAUUAUGAGGGCGAUUAUAACCUGUUUGCUGGAAACUUUUUCCGCAGACCAAUUUGGAAUCAAGAGAUGGGAGACUUUCUUCAUUUUCAUAGCGUGAUGUCAUACUGGGGACAGCAGCUUGGUGACAGCUCGUGGACUAUCAAUACUAGACCUAAGAACCCUUGGUAUCAGCAAGUUUUGUUGGAUCCACCCAAUUCCUACACUAUCGCGUCGAAUCGUGAAUGUAUGUAUGAUUUCCUUACAGCAGUGUUGCAUGAGGAUAUCUCAAAAGCUUGGUCGAAGUUGACAGUCCAUAGAAGAUCUAAAGAAUAUGGAUCCGAUGACUCGGAAUCUGAAACUAGCGACAGUGAAUCAGACUACACCAGCUCGGAAUCUGGAACUAGCGAACGUGGUUCAGAGUAUGCAAACUCAGAAUCAGAGAUUAGCAACCGUGAAUCAGACGACAAAGGCUCAAAAAGAAAUUGGUUGAGAUUUUUGAGGAGACAAAGAAAAGGUGCUACAGUCGACGAGGAGAAAGCGACAGAGUCGCAUUCGAUUAGGGAAAGAUCAUUCCAAACAGCAGAAUCAGACUCAAUUAUUUCGGCAGACAACAGGCCUUUCGAAAUAACAAGACUGUUUUCAAUUAGAUCGGAAGACAGGUCUUCUAAAACAGCAAAGACCAAUUCACUUGCUGUAAGAGAAGGAUCUUCUAUUGUCUCGAAAGAUCCUAUGACGAAGAAAAGGAAUACCCUCUAA
Botrytis sinoallii is the source of this 1260-nucleotide messenger RNA. RefSeq lists its product as uncharacterized. Bases 1 to 1260 code for a protein of 419 amino acids. The transcript has 3 exons. The record is from RefSeq and is a predicted model, not a curated record. NCBI's taxonomy places the organism in Eukaryota, Fungi, Ascomycota, Leotiomycetes, Helotiales, Sclerotiniaceae.